This is a messenger RNA of Vicia faba (fava bean), 1548 nucleotides long. Lineage: Eukaryota; Viridiplantae; Streptophyta; Magnoliopsida; Fabales; Fabaceae. The record is from the annotation of a GenBank genome assembly.
AUGUUGUUCGCAUCUUCACUCCUAUUUUUACCUUUAUUCUUAUUAUUUAUAUCUUCCAUUCUAUUUACCUCUUUUGCAUCCAUUCAUAUUUACAAUCAUGAACCUUUUCAAGAUGUCGGUAAUGCUUUUCUCCUCUCCGGUGGCAGCGAAGGCAUCGCCGCCUCUCUCACCAUCGCCACACAUCCUGACUCCAUCCAUGAUGGACGUUCUUACAUUCGAUUUGAGAAUAUAACCUUUAGGAGAAGAAAAUAUGAAGCCAAGGCACGUGGUACUGUACCGGUACACAUUAUUAUUUUUGAGGCUGCUGAUCGUGAUGAUAUAGGCGGUUCUGUUUAUGGCGGACAACGAGCAAUCUGCUGCACCCGUGAUUUAGCAAAAAUGGGAGGUUGUAAGCAAGGAGAGGUUAUCAGGAGAGCUUCUGCAACAGAUAUUAAUUGGCCAAUCAUUGUAGAUGUUUAUUUCAAGGGGAAAUCUCGAAUUGCUAGUUUAGAUUCUAAAGAAGUUCCUAUCACGAAGACUGGAAUGUAUAAUUUGUUUUUUGUAGCUUGUGACCCCAAGCUCAAGGAAAUUGUAAUGACUGGGAAGACAAUCUGGAAAAACCCUGAUGGGUUCUUACCUGGUAGAAUGGCUCCAUUAAAGAAGUUCUAUGUAUUUAUGGCACUGGCUUAUAUCAUCCUUGGCAUAAUUUGGCUCCUUCAGUAUGUGAGGUUUUGGGAUGAUGUACUGCAACUUCAGCACUGUAUCUCAGCGGUCAUUGGUCUUGGAUUGUUUGAGAUGAUUCUCUGGUAUUCUGAGUACGCCAAUUUCAACAAUACUGGAGUCAGGCCUAUUAUGGUCACAACAUGGGUUGUUACAAUUGGGGCUAUAAGAAAAACGAUAGCAAGGCUUCUCAUUCUCUCUGUUUCCAUGGGUUAUGGUGUUGUGCGACCCACUCUUGGUGGUCUUACAUCAAAGGUCCUUUUACUUGGAAUAACCUACUUGCUUGCAUCAGAGUUGCUGAAUAUUACUGAAUAUGUGGGGACCAUUGAUGAUGUAUCAGGAAGGGCAAGGCUCAUUCUAGUUCUUCCUGAUGCUUUCUUGGAUGCAUUUUUGAUUUUAUGGAUUUUUACUUCUCUGUCAAAAACAUUGGAACAGUUACAGGCAAAACGAAGUUCGGUUAAGUUGGAUAUAUACAGGAAAUUCUCAAAUGCACUACUAGUAACGGUGAUCUCCUCAGUUGUUUGGAUAGGUUAUGAGGUUUAUUUCAAAGCAACAGAUCCAUUUAAUGAACGCUGGCAGAGUGCUUGGAUCAUCACUGCAUUCUGGGACACUCUUGCAUUUGCACUACUCUGUGUAAUAUGUUAUCUCUGGGCGCCUUCCCAGAGCUCUCAAAGGUAUGCAUACUCAGAGGAAGUGGGAGAAGAAUUUGAUGACGAAGAAGCCGUGUCUCUAACUAAGGGAAAGCAAGAAGGUCAAGGAGAACUAAGUUUAGUCAGACAAGAGAAGAGUGCCCGAACUGAUGCAUCUUCUGAUGAAGACGACGAAUCUGAUGAGGAUAAAAGGGAAUGA